Molecule: messenger RNA, 883 nt
Organism: Cannabis sativa
Lineage: Eukaryota; Viridiplantae; Streptophyta; Magnoliopsida; Rosales; Cannabaceae
Exons: 4
Coding region: 40-459 (139 amino acids)
Biological process (GO): proteolysis
Molecular function (GO): cysteine-type peptidase activity
Source: RefSeq, a predicted model, not a curated record
GACGAUGCGGCAAGACGAUUGGCUAAUUGGUUAUCAUUAAUGAACAGCAACCACCAAAUGUUCUUUAUUCCUUGGAAUAUCGGGAUGCAUUGGACGCUAGUGGUGGUUGCGCCAAACAAAAUUAUCCAUUUAAACCCUCUAAAAGGCCGCCCAAUUCCCGAACAAAUAGAACAAAUGAUCGGAAGGGCAUUCAUGUAUAUAGGGGACGCACAUCAGUAUCUUGGCCCGUGGCAAGGAAUUGCACAAGCAAACUGUCCAAGACAACCUAAAAGCCAAGAAUGCGGUUUUUAUGUUUUGAAAUAUAUGACUGACAUCGUCGCACGUGCAAACCCCAACCGUUACAUAGAAGAUCAAAAAGCUUUUGGGGGUAAGAAGCAAUACGAUCCAAAAACAGAAAUUUUACCACUACAGCGAAAGUGGAUCGAACAAUUGAUGGCGGUGAUUCACGGUGACGAUUGAGGCUCAAAGGUCGAAGAAUUUUUCUUCAUUAUGUAAUUUUUAUAGAUUAACUUGUAAUUAGAUUUAUUAACUUAUUAAUAUUUUUAACUAAUUUUACAUGUUUGUGUAAUAUUUAAUUAGUUUUAUGAAAUCAAAUUAUGUUUUUACCCAAAUUUAAUUACUAUUUAAUUUAAAAUGUAAUUAAUAUAUAAUUAAAUUAAAUAAAUAUGUAAUUUAAAAUUUAAAUAAAUAUGUAAUUUAAAUUAAAUAAAUAUGUAUAUAAAUUAAUAAAUAUAAAAUUAAAAUAAUAUAAUUAAAUUAAAAAAAAUGAAAAAAACUGAAAUCUGAGGAGUUUUGGCGUCGGUUCCUACGCCACAUAUGGCGUCGGUUAUUGGCUAGGAACCGACGCCAUAUGUACCCCUAUGGCGUCGGUUCUUAGCUAGGA